Molecule: messenger RNA, 2201 nt
Organism: Brassica napus (rape)
Lineage: Eukaryota; Viridiplantae; Streptophyta; Magnoliopsida; Brassicales; Brassicaceae
Product: glutamate--cysteine ligase, chloroplastic-like
Exons: 13
Coding region: 496-1971 (491 amino acids)
Biological process (GO): modified amino acid biosynthetic process; glutathione biosynthetic process
Molecular function (GO): glutamate-cysteine ligase activity
Source: RefSeq, a predicted model, not a curated record
ACACAACUAGUUACUACUGGCUGUGUGCAUUAUUUAACUUAAUCAUAAAUCCAAUGAGAAAUAAUCUGUUAUAUAUAAUAUAUGCAACUAGUAUCUACACAACUACCUUUACUUCUACUAACCCAACCUUUCUUGCUCUAGCUCCCCUUCUUUUUUUUUGGAACUGAUUCUUAGCUCUAGCUCCCCUUCUUUGUCAAAGGUUAAAUUUCUUUCGUCUUUUUAGCUCUUCAUUUACGUUUCAAAGUAGUUCAAUUUAGGGAUCCGUUGCUAAUUUCUUACAUAGAAAAAAAAACACUUAGCCAAUAUGACACAUGGAUUUGUUUACUUAGCUACAGUUGAAAGAUUUAUCUCCACUUUAUCUCAGUAUCUUGCAAACUCUUUGAGAAAAUAUAGUCAGUAAAUGUUUUUCACUAAAAUGGUAACUUCAUGUAGUGAUUUUAUUCACUAACGUAUGGGUUAAUAAACUUAAAAUAGUUGCUGCAGGAACUAUAUUCCAUGGCGCUAGUAUUCUCUUCUUGUGGGCUUGGUGCUGUAAUGAACCUCAGUGCUUUGAAAACCAAUGUUAGCUCCUCACACAAGAAAUUUCUUACUUGUAAAAGAAGCAAGAUAGUUGCAAGCAACCAAGGGACAAAUACAACCGCAAGCUAUUCUGCUCUCGCGACCGAGCCACUGACUAAAGAAGAUCUCAUUGCCUAUUUUUCUUCUGGAUGCAAAACAAAGGAAAUGUGGAGAAUAGGUACGGAACACGAGAAAAUCGGUUUCGAUGUCAAGACUUUGCGCCCUAUCACGUAUGAACAAAUAACUGCACUGCUUAAUGGUAUUUCCGAGAGAUUUGAUUGGGAUAAGGUGAUGGAGACUGGGACAAUUAUUGGUCUGAAACAGGGAAUGCAAAACAUAUCAUUAGAACGAGGAUGCCAACUAGAGCUAAGUGGAGCACCUCUAGAGACUUUGCACCAAACUUAUGAUGAGCUCCAUUCACACCUUUACCAGGUGAAAACUGUUGCUGAGGAUUUGGGAAUUGGUUUCCUAGGAAUUGGUUAUGAACCGAAAUCUAGUCUUGAGGAUGCAACCAUUGUGCGCAAGAGAAGGUAUGACAUUAUACAAGGCUAUUUAGACAGAACUGGCUCAGGACCUGACUUGGGUCUCAGAACGUGUACUGUUCAGGUCAAUCUAGACUAUAGUUCAGAAACCGAUAUGAUCAGGAAAUUUCGCGCUAGUCUAGCUUUGCAACCUAUUGUGACAGCUCUAUUCGCAAACUCCCCAUUUAGUAAUGGAAAACCAAAUGGGUUUCUAAGUAUAAGAAGCCAUUUAUGGAUAGAUACCGAUAAGAACCGGACAGGAAUGAUACCUUUUGUGUUCUAUGACUCAUUCGGGUUUGAGCGGUAUGUCGAAUAUGCACUUGAUGUUCCAAUGUGCUUCUUACACAGAAACAAAAGCUACCUCAACUGUAGAGGAAUGACAUUUCGGGAUUUCUUGUCUGGGAAAACUUCUCAUCUAUCUCAUGAACAGCCCACCAUUAACGACUGGGAAAACCAUAUAGGAACAAUAUGGCCAGAGGUCCGGUUAAAGAGAUACUUGGAGAUGAGAGGAGCUGGUGGAGGUUCCAGGGAGAUGUUGUGUGCCCUACCAGCUUUUUGGGUGGGAUUGCUAUACGAUGACGAGUCUCUCCGAACUGUUCUUGAUAUGAUAGCUGAUUGGACUACUGAAGAAAGAGAGAUGCUUAGGACACAAGUCCCAGUCACUGGCCUUAAGACAAUGUUUAGAGAUGUUACCUUAAAACAUGUUGCGGAAGAUGUCUUAAAGCUAGCAAAGGAUGGUUUGGAGCGUAGAAACUACAAAGAAACCGGUUUCUUGGAUGCUGUCACCGAGGUAGCUAUAACAGGUGUUACGCCGGCAGAGAAGCUCUUGAAGUUGUACAAUGGAGAUUGGGGACAAAGCGUAGAUCCUCUGUUUCAUGAAAUGCAAUACUAAGAAGACAAAAUAUCUUGGACAUGAGAUAUAGAGAUAAAACUCCUCUUGUUUCUAAUAACUUUAAAAGCUGUCGUUUUGGGGUGUGGAGAAAAUGGUGACUCUCGGAAUAAGAAUUUUGUAGGUAACUUGUAAAAGAGUUUGAUUAAGUCGCACAGUUCAUGUGUGUUUGAAUCAUCCUUGUCUAGAUGCAGUAUUUCUAUUAAAUCUACAAAUAUUUAAAUUUUAUUAUU